AUGUUUAUCCAAUAAAUUUUAUGGAAGGCGACUUGAAGAUGGAAAUAUUUCUCUUGAAGAACGAGAAAUAGGUGGAACGAGACUGUAGCUAUGAAUUGUGAAACGUGUCGAGCGUUAUCUCGUUCUUCGGAUUCUGACUUUUCCAGCCGAAACUUAUCUUUUCUUAAUUUGGAGAUUAGGAGCUAUCCGAAAUCAUACUGAUUUUUCGGCUACGUCUGGGCUUGGGGAUUACGGCCAGAGUAUUUGAUCUUUGAUCUUCCAAUUUCAGCUCCUUUGAUCUGUUGUUUCAGUUCCCAAAAGCUUGGCCGGAUUCCGCUCCGACUCCGGCAAUUUCGGAUUUAGCAUGGUGUUUUCGAGUUCAUUAGUUAUAGAAUAAGUCAGGUUAUGAACAUCCAAUGGAGGAGUCUGAGGAGCUUCUCACAGAUAUGAAAUUCAAGGAAAAACGAGGUAUGGUACCUCCACGAGCUUCUGAUCCUGGUUGGGCUCAUGGAAUUAUGGUCAAUGGGGGUCGUCAGAAGAUUAAAUGUAAAUACUGUAAUAAAGUAAUGCUUGGGGGUGGCAUAUCCAGACUAAAGCAACAUCUUGCUGGGGAAAGAGGAAAUGUAACUCCUUGUGAGGAAGUUCCAGAAGAAGUUAAGGUGCAGAUCCGACAACUUUUAGGUUUUAAAGUUUUGGCAAAGCUGAAACGGCUGAAGAAAGGUAGCAAAAAUGCAGCAUCCUGCGUCUCGAGUAGGGAAGAAAUAGAUGAUGGGGUACACCGAGUUCAGAAUACUCGACGACGCUCUUUCCAGAGAAGGGGAAAGGAGGUAUUGGAAAGUGUUACUAAGAAAGCAAAGAGGAAAAAGAAAUACCCUUUUCCAACAUCUUUUGUCACUCAAUCUGUUAACCAGAAUACCUCGACAAUAGAAAGCAUAGAACAAGCUGAUAUGGCUGUUGCCAGAUUUAUAUACCAAGCUGGUAUACCUAUUAGUGCAGUAAGCACACAACAUUUCCAACAAAUGGCUGAUGCCAUUGCUGCUGUAGGCCCUGGUUAUAAGAUGCCUACCUGUCAUUCUUUGAUGGGUAAAUUGCUCGACAGAAGUGUCCGGGAUGUUGGGGUGUAUGUUGAAGAGUUGAGAAAGUCUUGGGAGGUUACAGGGUGCUCAGUCUUGGUUGAUAGGUGGAUGGAUAGAACUGGUUCUGUAGUCAUAAACUUUUUUGUCUAUUGUCCUAGGGGUACCAUGUUCCUUAAAUCUGUUGAUUUAUCAGAAAUAUCAGAAUCACCGGAAGGGCUUCUAAAUUUAUUUGACAGCAUUGUUCAAGAAGUUGGACUGAAGAAUAUCGUCAAUUUUGUAACAGAUACUUCUCCCUUGCUUAAAGCUGCAGGUAUACUCUUGGUCGAAAAAUACAAGACAUUUUUCUCAAGUGUUUGUGCUGCACAUUGUGUGGAGUUAAUCCUCGAGGAAUUUGAGAAAAUGGAAGAAGUAAAAGAGAUUGUUGGGAAAGCGAAGAGGAUAGUUCAGUUCAUAUACAACGAUGUCUGGGUCCUAAAUCAGAUAAAGAAGAGAAGUGGUGGAAGAGAGAUUAUUCAACUUGCAUCUUCAAGAUAUUUCUCCAUCUUCUUGACUCUUCAAAACAUUUUUUCUUUGAAAAACCAUAUUUGUCAGAUGUUUACCAGUGGUGCUUGGAUGCAGUCGAAUUUUUCGAAGGCCGGGGCUGGACUUGAGGUGGCAAAGAUCACAGCUGAUCCAAUCUUCUGGUCAAAGUGUGAACAUAUUACAAUGGGAACAAAACCCUUACUUUCUGUGAUGCAAUUUCUUGAAUCAGAGGAGAAGCCAUCUGCCGGGUUUAUAUAUGAUGCAUUUGAAAAAGCAAAGAACAGUGUCAUGCUCGCUUUCAACCAGAAGGAAUCCGUCUACUUGCCAUAUUUGAAAGCCAUUGACCAUGUUUUGCUGAAGGAAUUUCAGAGCUCUCUUCAUUUGGCUGCAUACUACCUAAAUCCAUCGAUAUUCUAUAGUCCUACAUUCGUACCCAGCAAAGUUAUUCAAAAGGGUUUACUUGAUUGCAUUGAAGCCUUAGAGCCAGAUAUAACAUCCCAGGUUAUGAUUACAAACAACAUAAACUUCUAUGAGGAAGCUGUUGGAGAUUUUGGGCGGCCAGUGGCAUUACAUGGUCGAGAUUCAUUGGCCCCAGCUACUUGGUGGUCAUUGUAUGGAACUGAUUACCCGGAUUUACAACGCUUGGCCGUUAGGAUAUUAAGUCAGAGCUGCACCAUUAUACAAUGUCGUAAAAGCUUGAGUGUGUUCAAAUAUAUCUAUUCAAAGAAGAAGAACCGGCUUGAAAAGCAGAAGAUGAAUGACCUUGCAUUUGCUCAUUAUAACUUGCAACUCCAGGAGAGGAGACUGGAGACUUGUAAAGCAAGGUGCUCAAUAGAUGCACUUGAUCCUGUUUUUUUGGAAACCAUUGGUGCGAACAUGGAAGAUUGGGUGGAGGAUGUUGAGGCAUUGGAGGAUGAGCACCAGAGGUGGGUGGAUAUGAAGGCCACUAGUCAGUAGACCUUGAUGGAACAUAAUUUGUCCAAUAUGGAUAGUUGUAUUGGAAGCACAGAUGAGAGAGGCAGAGAAGCCACUAGAGGUACAGAUGAUAAUGAUUUGUAGUCUCCGUUUUGUUGUUUAAAAGCAGCUGAUUACCUCAUCUAUAAAUAAUUAGUUUAUGAAUGCUCUAUUCUGUUGUAUAAUCUGCUAAAUGUGCGCUGUAUCUAAUUUUCAUCAGUUAUGCAAAGUUGAUAUGCAUUUGGUAUCCAAUCUUUGAUCAACGCUAUUUCUCUGGCAAACUAAACGCUUUGAUGACAAUACCUGGCUAUUAAAGAUCAGAUAGUUUACUGGCUAGUAGUGUGAUAACAAAGACCCCAGAUUUACUAUCGCGUUAUCAUUUGGGCUCUUGAAGUAGGCAUCUUUAUAGGUCCUGUGCUAAUAUCCAUUUAAGAACGUGCAGACAGAUAACCUUGUAGGAUAAGCUAAGCACGAUGUCAAGGGCAUUAGAUUUAGCUCAGUGGUUAUCGGGAAAUUCCUUGGACUACUAAUUAAAUUACCAAUAUCCUAUGUUCUUGACUUCCAAAUAUUCCAAGGGAGUGACCUAAUUUCAAGCUUGGUUACUCAUGAUAGCCUAGAGAGGUAGAGAGCACAAAGAUCCUCUGGUUUCUUUACAUCCACAAAGAUCCUGCUCUAUGUAUUUGAGAAAAUGAAGCGUUGCUCAAUCAUUUGCUCUUUCGUUGUCUGUUCGCUUUCAAGGGCUGAAAUUUCAUGUGCCAACAAUUCAGCUUAGUUUGGUGUCCUCCCAAGGAUUUUGAAGAUUAGCUUCUUAAGUUGUUAUUAGGGUGAUGCUUAAAGACUGAAAGGACCCUUUCUUACAACUAUAGAGAAGGUCAAAAUUUCUCGAUUUAGAUGUCUCAUUUGGGGAGGUUGACUUAAAGAGUUCAUGGUUUUCUACUUUGAAGUUUAAAUGUCUAAUGGGAGAAAAUGAAGAUUUGCAGCCGAUCUUGGUGACCCAAUGGAAUAAGGUGUAAAAGUACAUUGG
Cucurbita maxima (winter squash) is the source of this 3555-nucleotide messenger RNA. RefSeq lists its product as uncharacterized. Lineage: Eukaryota; Viridiplantae; Streptophyta; Magnoliopsida; Cucurbitales; Cucurbitaceae. Gene Ontology annotation, molecular function: protein dimerization activity; DNA binding. Bases 396 to 2534 code for a protein of 712 amino acids. The record is from RefSeq and is a predicted model, not a curated record. The transcript is spliced from 5 exons.